GGGCCGCCGGCCUGCCCCGCCUCCCUGGGGGCGGCCGAGCCCGUCCGGUCCCGGCGCGGGCCGCGGAAGGACGGGAAGCUCGGGCGUCUGCCAGGCCCUGCAGGUGGCCGGGUCGCAGGCCGGCCGCGGCGGCGGAGCGGUAACCCGCCGGCGACAGCAGCUGGUCGGUUUCUCGAGGCUGGGGCUCCCUGUGGCCGAAGGGGCCGGGUUUCGGGCAGCCGAGGCCUCCAGGAGGCGCGUCUCGGGCCGGGGUCCGUGAGGAGUGGCGGAUAUGGCUCGUGGACAGCAGAAGAUUCAGUCUCAGCAGAAAAAUGCCAAAAAGCAAGCUGGACAAAAGAAGAAACAAGGACAUGACCAAAAGGCUGCUGCCAAAGCUGCCUUAAUAUAUACCUGCACUGUCUGUAGGACACAAAUGCCAGACCCUAAGACCUUCAAGCAGCACUUUGAGAGCAAGCAUCCUAAGACUCCACUUCCUCCAGAAUUAGCUGAUGUUCAGGCAUAAAGUUGUUUACAGGUGAAUUCGUGACACCUUUGACUCUUCUCCUGUCUCAGACCUUAGGUAACAAACCUGCAGCUGCUUUUCUAACAAACUGUUGAUCAGCAAAAAUAAAGGGGCUACAGAAACA
Molecule: messenger RNA, 626 nt
Organism: Lagenorhynchus albirostris (white-beaked dolphin)
Lineage: Eukaryota; Metazoa; Chordata; Mammalia; Artiodactyla; Delphinidae
Gene: ZNF706
Product: zinc finger protein 706
Exons: 4
Coding region: 272-502 (76 amino acids)
Source: RefSeq, a predicted model, not a curated record